This is a messenger RNA of Exaiptasia diaphana, 4930 nucleotides long. RefSeq lists its product as uncharacterized. The transcript is spliced from 2 exons. NCBI's taxonomy places the organism in Eukaryota, Metazoa, Cnidaria, Anthozoa, Actiniaria, Aiptasiidae. The coding region runs from base 467 to 3547 and encodes 1026 amino acids. The record is from RefSeq and is a predicted model, not a curated record.
GUCGAUAAGAUUAMGCACUACUAAYAAUCUACAUGUCUUUGUUCCCAGUUCAAAUUUUAACCAAUUCCUGCAGGGURAUCCAAAGGGUUGUUGKUUAUCUGAUUUUGCUCAAACGUCCCUCCCAGAGUCUAUUCUWACUUUAAAUGAUAAUCGUCUAGGACCAUUCAUUUUUCGAUUCAUCAUUCCUCAACUGGCUGGUUGAAAUCCUUUUUCAGCUAAGCAAAUUUGGAAUUUCCAGAUUUUCUUCUAUAUUUCAUCUUCUGUUGAAGUUGUAUGUCAUCAACCUUUCAAAAGUUUUCUAAUUUACUAUAUUUUGUCUCGGCGAAAACAGACUUUGACGUUUGAUCAUUCUCGAUUGUGAUUGGUUAAUACCAAGCACACCAGCAAAAAGACACGAGCGAUGAAUAAUUAAUUAAAAUCGAUCAUCACAAAACACAGUCAACUGAACUUAAAAACUGCAACAAAAAUGGUUGUUUUGGACCCGGAAGAAGAGCGCUUACUCGCCGAAGCGAUGUUCGAGACGGCGGACGAGGAUUUGAGUGGUCCAGUGAUGGAAAUUGUGGAGGAUACAAGUGGAGAAAAGGACGGUGAAAACGUCCCAAAAUCGAAAGUGCAGUUCCCAAUCCGGAGGAGCAAAUAUUCACGCAAGCGAAAAGUGUUUUGUGCAAUGUCAUUUCUUAUUCUCCUUGGUGGGGCAAUAUUGGUGACAUAUUUUCUUCUGAAAGCAAAGACAUUUUCAUUUGAGUUGAAUCUUUCUCAAGGACAAGUGUUACACUAUCGACUUACUCAGGAACACACCUUCGAAGGGCUCAAAACCGUUCAUACAAAAUUUACUGAGGAUGUUUUCGUUCAAAUUGUUAACAAAACACAGAAUCGAUGUUGGAUGAAAGUCUCUCUUAAGACAUUACCACUGCAGUUGCACGAUGGACCAUAUGCAUUCUUGGUAAGUGUUAAUCUUGGCGGACCGGAAUCCGUGGACAUUGAUGACGAAAAACGUCUGAAAGUUUUAACACCAUGGAAAAAGAACAACACACUUGAUUACUAUGUUUUGAAUCUGCUGACUCAACUCUUUCCCGUUGUAAAAAUCGAUCUUUUUGAGAUGAUUUUGAGCCAGAUUACAACGCGAAAACACGAGGUUCUUUUGGAAAAUUCCAAGUUCUUCCAAGGAGAUGCGACAAUGAAGCAAAAUAUUCGCAUGGGGAAAGAUGAUAUUUUAAUCACUUCGAGAAUCGAGCCUGAAGGAUUCUCUUCAUUUGCAAGUAAUUCAAACAAACAAUUGCCUCACACAUCGUUUAACUUUGAAGAAGACACUUCAGUUAGUAAAAUCACUGGGAUGAUCAAAAAGAGCGACAUGGAAUUGUCUGCAAAGCUUCCAAUUUCUGGUGAAGAGGGAGAAACGUCAUCCCAAGCAGAACUUUCCAUGCGGUUUAAAAGCUCUCUACGCUURGUGGAYRAACAGARUAACAAACCAGACAUCACCAAGCAUGAGUACACGUUUAGUGAYAUCUCCGAACUUGCAACGMCUUCAAAGGAUGGUCUGAAAUAUUAUGGUCCUUCCGUCAAGAAAUACCAUGAGAAUCAUAAUGUGGUGGAAACCAUCAAAGAAAUGCUUAACAUGACUAUGCCACACAACCUUGGUUCAAAAAAGUCUAUAAGAAAUAAAGAUAUGGAAGCAUUUGCCAGGAGUUUCCAUAAGAUCACCCAACCGGGUAUUGAAACGCAAUUUGAAGAACUAGUAGUGAAUAAAAGAAAAGAACGAUUUCCUGAUAGGCACAAAAUUUCGAGUACAACACCAGUUCCGACAACAACUGAACAACACCGGCAGUUGGAUGAGAAUAACGAUGAUGAUGAUGAUGAUUAUAACAUCGAUAACGAACCUCCAUCAGAUGAUAAUGAUUAUGAUGCCAGUCAAGAUGAUAAUGGAUAUGAUAGGAUGAGACAAUUCAGAUUUGCUCAGCCUGUCCCCAUGUUUCCAGAUGACGACCUAGAUGAUGAUGAUGAUAAUGACGAUUCAAAAGAAACUGGUGAAGAAUUGGGAGAAGGCAAAUAUCCAGCUAAAGAUGCGCAAAAAGUAAAGGAUUUCAAAACCACAGGUCAAACUAGGCAAGUUAAAAAAAUGAGCAAUGAGGAGAGCGGUGGCUUGCAUACCAAAGAUAUAAAGCGGCCCAAAAGUUCACARYAUAGUAAAGCCGAGAAACGUAUUAGUGCAGCACUUUAUAARGAAGGAAAAAAGCUAAUGGCGAGGAAAGAUAAAAAGAAACKUAASACUCAUYAUAAGGGGAAAAAGMCYCAGAAAACCASUAAAAAAGACASUCCUGAAACAAGCAAAAUYCCYAAAGACMAAAAGGACGAAACUGGCAAAACCUUGAACGAAAACAAUGGAAUUAGUAAAACSACAAAGAAAAAUAUUGACAUUGGCAAACCUACUGUAACUMCUGCCCCACARCCCGAGGARAAAAGCCUGUUYGAUCGSAUWUUUGAUCARCUMUGGAGAGAUGACGACAGUAGCCAAAAUGAACAAAAGGAAAAUGCUCCAGACGGAGGUUUCAAAAUCUCUCAUCUCAUCCCUUCGUUUUCAUUCUCAUCAGAUUUUCCAUUCAUUCAUUGGAAAUGGGAUAACUCAGAUUCCCGUAAAAAGAGAUCGUUGGAAUCGACGGUAGAACGAAAGCGCCGAGAUGUCAAAACUCACAGAGACAAACGGCGCUUAUUUGAUCAUGGCGAAACACCGUAUUACACCAGUCGCGAUUUGGAGCCAAUUUGGGAUAUUGUUUCUGCGGCAACAAUCAAAGAACAUUCGAAACAGACCUCGCAAGUCUUCCAACAUAAAAUAAUGGGAUUGGAUAUCAACAGUGAACUAGAGCAUGAAGUUAAAGUUCAUCGCAAUUCAAGUGGGACCAAUUUAGAAAAUUGGGAAAUUCAUAUUGCCCUGUUGCUAAAUGUGGACAAGCACAAGUUCAGGGUUCUCAACAAGAUCAUAUCAAUGAGGGAGAUAGAAGAAAGGUUUCUGAGAGACGCCAAACCCAAGUUUGAGUACGGUACAGUUCAUGCAGGAACCUUGGUUCUUUGCUCACCUUUCUUCUACAUUGAAAGAGUCUGCGUAGAGAUCCAACUGGGCUUUGUCCUCCAUGUGUCUCACACCAUUGAGUACAUCUCCAAAGAGUAUCCCAUUGAACUGUCAAUUUUCUUCAAAAACCUUGCAAAGGUUGAUGCCACCAUUUCCUCMCACAUGACGUCCCUUCUUGGCUCGCAUGGGGUGUAUGGGCAAGGUCCACUGUUUGGGGCAAAAAUUCCUGUUGAAAUCAGAUUCUCUGAAGAGAGGAACUCUGCAAAGUGGUGCUCAGUAGCAAGUCUAAAGUCAAAGAUUGGGGAUUUUUUUGAAACUUUUAAGGACAUGAAUCAGUGGAGCUGCCCCAUUGAAACUGCAAUCAAGAAAAAUGGAGUUUGCGAGGGACUGUUCAGGAACACAACACGUGCACAUAAAACAUUGAAUAACUUAUGGUAUGGAGGAUCAUCAAGCAAAAAAUUGCAUUUCUUAAACAACUGUUAACUACACAAUGGAUUUCCUAUCUAGUUUCUGUUUAACGCUAUAUUCUCUACCAGUCGAUCAUCAUAAUGGCAGGUCCUAAAAUUCAUUUGGGGCUCACAGAACUUUGAGCUUAUUGCAAACAUCUUUUAUAUUUUCUGGACAUCAACAAAAAAUUAUUAUUUAUUAUCAUUGUAUGCUAUUGUAGAUUUUCUCAACAAAUGCUAGGCARUAGACCUAAUCGGUUAACUCAUUGCUAUGUACGUUACCACUCAAUUCAAAUCCUGUGGGAAAACAACGUUUGUUGUUCAACUGUGAAAUGAAAAUACAAAGAACAAUGAAACUUAUUCUCAGGUGGUUUGAAUGUGGUUGAAAACACAGUAGCCGAUUAGGUAACUAAGAAUUUUUUGUAGGGAAAAGUGACCAUCUCCAUAUACCUCCUCAGUAUUCUUGUUUUUAUUAUGUUUGAUCAGGAUUUUACUUUAAUUUUUAUUUUUUUUAGUAAAGAUAAAUAAAUAUAAUAAAUCAUGAGUAUAUGAUUUUGCAUAAAGCUAAAGUAACGGUAAUCAUACAAUCAUACAGUCAAGUUGAUUAUUUAAAAAUAUAUCUGCUGUGUCUGUUACUGUUCUCUCAUGAUGUAAAUGCGUAAAAAAUAACUUCUCCUUGUCUUUAUUAAAGAUUGUUAUGCAAAUCCUUCUCAACAGGGAUCUCUUUUCUUUCUAAAAAUAAUGGAUUUCCUGUGUUAAAAAAAAACUUGACAAAUAAGGUCUCUGCAGUGAGGGCUACAAUGUGCAAAAUAGCCAUCCAGUAUGAAGGAUUUUGAACCAUGUACAAUGUUUAGGUGAAGGAAAUUUAGUAACUUAUAAUUAGGGUUUUUGAAUGUCACCAUGAGAAUAUUUAUAGUGAAUGUCAAGAGCAUGUUUUGUAAUACACAUUCGUUUGCACAGUGUGCAUUUCUGCCAUUUGUGCCUGGAGUAAUGAUUGUGCAACGUUUGUUUUCCUAAGAAAACUUUCCCGCAAAUUACGCAAGGGUAUGUUUCUCUAUGCCCCAGUGCCUUUUGAUGCGCAUUCAACAGACUUUUCUGGUUAAAUACUUGGUUGCAGAAUGAGCACUGAAAUACUUUAACUUUAUAGUGUACUGGAUGAAAACCUUCAUUGCCAUUUUCAAAUGUUUCUUUUUCAGAUGCCAAAUAAUUCUCUCUCUGCUUGCACAUUGAGCACUGAAAGAGUUGCACUUCUUUGAGAACUGGAAUAUUCACAUUUGUAGUGCUACAAAACAAUUCAUUACAGCUGGAACACUGCAGUGUCCUUGGUAGGCUAUGACUUUGGUAAUGGCUAUCUAGAUUACUCUUGACUAAAAACGACUUGUUGCAGAUUUGACAGAUGAAUAAAGGUGUGUAUUCCAUA